UGCGUGUCAAACGUCAGAAACAAAAAUAAGCAGCCACUGCUGUCUACAAUUUGUUAUUAUAAACACGCAAUAAUACUUUUCCGUUCAUUCACUUCGAUUGCACUUGAGUUCGAUGAUAAAUAUCACAAAAGCUCAAAUGUGGUAAAACAUCAAGAGAAAAUCGCUUCUGGCGAUCAUUUUGAUCAGCUUGCUGUGCUUGAAAUUCAACCAAAUCCGUCAGUGUAGCUGGUUUACAUUCGAACGGAAAUGGCGGCUUUGCCACCGCGUAAAAAUCCUACGCCAACCAAAAUCUCGAAGCAGCACCUUACUCCGCUUCAAAUACUGCUUCAGAUGGGAUUUCCUAAACAUCGGGCCGAAAAAGCUCUAGCGGCCACUGGAAAUCGCGGAGUGCAACUGGCAUCUGAUUGGUUGUUAGCGCAUGUUAACGAUCCCUCGUUGGAUGAAUGCUCUCCCAGGGAAUAUAUUCUAUAUGCAUGUCCCACCGGACCGUUUCUGCAACAGCUGCAAAGCUUCUGGGCACAGACACGGGAGCUAUGCGGAUGGAAUGGAGCGCACAACUUUACACCUCACAUAACACUGGUGUCGUUCUUCAAGGCACCGGACGAAUGUGCACCUCAACUGUCAAAAGCGUUAAAAGAACUAAUGACCUUACCUGGUGCUCAUAUCAACAGGCCAAUUGCAUUGGAACUGUACACCAGUCCGAAUUUUCUGGGGUUUUUCGUAGUUGAAGAUGAUGCCAACUAUCUGAAACGUUUGGCGCUUCAAUACGUGAAGGAAGUGUCUCAUUCAAUAAUUAGCGACACCUAUGAGCAGUUAGACGCGCUAGUUACCUGUUUCCCAUGGUGCGGGGGAGUAACAUCAGCCCGUUGUAUACCGCGUAGCAGCCGAUCAAUUUCGUUGGAACCACAUGUAAAAUCGUUACAUCUGACACUCGCAUACCAGUUUCCACCUAACCAGUUCAACGCGUUAAAGCAGCUGGUAGAAAGUUUCGACACAUCAUUCGCCAGUGCCAAUUGGGAACUACGGCUGUAUUCACGUGAUUCCAGAUUAUCAACAAAGCAGGUACAUAAAGUUCUCUAUCCGCACACUCCCCGGGAACCGGAUGAGUUGGAGUUACGCAUCGGAGACUACAUCUAUCUCAGCCCGGAAGCUAUCCAGAGCUCUAGUGAUGGAUGGGUAGAAGGAAUAUCCUGGCUCACUGGUACUAAUGGUUACCUACCGGAAAAUUACACCGAAAGAACGGCCGAAUCUGACGCGUGGACAAUGCAUCGUACUGUGCCGCUAUGUGACGUUUCACCGGAUAUCGAUCUAGGAUCCGAUAUAGUCGAUGGACUACGGUUCGGUCAACAAACCGCGCCGCCUAAUCGAACGGAAAUGACCGAACAUGAUAUUGAAUCACAAGAAACUGUUUCAGUCGCACCGAGCGAAUUACCGCAGCUCAGCGGAACGCAUCAAGAUGGUGUCACGCAACAAAAGGAAGAUGGAGUAGCACCAGAGAAAAUAUAUCCAAUGUCAAUUGUUUCGACAGGAAGCAAUUCGAAUCAAGCUAAUGAAAUUGAAGAGAUUCGACCGAGUCAGGAAGAUGCAUCUGGACGACGUAUUUAUGUACUUCGUCACGGAGAACGUGUUGAUUUCACCUUUGGAACUUGGAUCCCUUAUUGUUUCGAUGAUACCGGAAACUAUAUAAGAAAAGAUUUAAAUAUGCCAAAGUCAUUACCUCAGAGGAAAAGUUGCCUUUGGCAACGAGACUCUCCAUUGACGAAUAUGGGACGAUACCAAGGCCGCCUAACGGGAGAAGCCAUGAAGGAUGCCGGAGUUCGAAUCGAUCAUGUGUAUAGUUCACCUUCGUUCCGAUGUAUUCAAACAACCACUUCAAUCCUAGAAGGACUUGGGUUGAAGGACAGCCAUCCAAUCCAUGUGGAACCCGGACUGUUUGAGUGGUUAGCUUGGUAUCAGGAUGGUGUUCCUGAGUGGAUGUCAAAUAAGGAACUGAUCGCUGCCGACUACAACAUUGCGACGAACUAUGAUCCACUCUCCAAAAUUGAAGACCUAAAAGAGCAACUGCUGGAAAAUUUAGAAGAAUUUUAUCACAGGAAUUCGGCGGUAACUGAACAUUUAAUUGAAAAUACAAGUGGCAACAUUUUAAUUGUCGGUCAUGCAACCACUUUGGAUACUUGCACACGCCAUAUCGUGGGCGAAAAACUACGUUCGACAAACGAUAUGAGCAGGAUCAUGCAAAAAGUUCCUUAUUGCAGUAUGGCUGUGAUCGAGUCGGAAAAUGGUGACGAUGGCUGGAAGUUGGUUGAGCCUCCUUGCGAUCCUAUCACCCACACCAAUAACCACCGGUUCGAUUGGAAAAUUUUGCUUUGAAGCCGCAAAAUUCUACACGCUUCAUUACGCCCAUGACAACUAAUCGAUCAGUAAAUAAUAGAAAGCAGACGUAAAAUAUUGUUAAACUUUUCAUGCCACUUUUCUCACUUUCAAAUGCCUGAGCUAGGACUUGUUUCAACGAACGGUCCGGGAAACUCAAAUCGCUGUUAACGUAAUUAUAUUCAUAUUAUUUAUAGUAAUGGAAUACUCAUAAAUGACUUAUACAUAUUAUAUAGACAAAGCUUUACAAUGUACGUUUAAUACAUUUUUAGCGUAUUUUGCACCAUUGUCGCUUAGUAACUUAAACAUUAACUCUAGCAAUACCAGAACAAUAAGUAUAUGAAAUUUGGUGAUAUAAAUGUUGAAACUCCUAAAGAGACAUUAUGGACACUAUCUUUAGUGUUAAGGUUUUAAUUCAUACAUAAUAAAUUAUUCACUCAAGAUAACCUAAUCAUUCACGCAUUUUAAUUUUUCAUAGUUUUAUGAGCUAUGAAACUAAUGGUUUCAAUUCCAGUUCAUGUUCAUUAUUCAUUAGUUCAUUAUUUUCUGCUUUUAGUUUUUCGAUCAAUCGGUGAAUUGUUUGUUAAACAUCAACGUUUUCAAUUUUUUGUUCGUCCCCUUAACUGACACUAUACCACAGACUAACAGACAGGACACUCAAAUUAGAUUCUUCAAUCAUUUUAACAGUCAUUUCGAAUAUUCCUUUAUCUGGGACAGUACUCACAUGUGUCAUGAUGGCGCCACGUUACCCUAUCAAAAACAUCCUGUCUGUCAUCUAGACUGUGUUUAUUUUUUCAUUUACCAACAGAGUUGCCAUUCAUACAGAAUUUCCUAUAAUGUAUUGAUUUGUUUACGUCCAUGCGAAUUUCAUGCAGGAUACAGAUUUAAUACAUAUUGCCAAAACUAUAUACAUAAUUGUGCCUACUUCUCAUCCUCCAACGGAAUACAAAAUCGAACGCGUUUUGUUACAAUAUUUACUUGCUUCUGGUCUGCCGCCACUUAAUUUCGGGUGAAAACUACCAACACAAUAAAAAAAUAGUUUUGAUGAACAACGUUGAGUCAAAUAAAUGGUUAUCUUCGCAAAAAAGUUAAAUGUAUGAUCAACGUAAUCCAAUAAUUUAUUGUGUUGAUUCAUUCUCAAAUAUGUUGAUAAAAUCAGGCAUCCCUGCAAGCAGCUGAUCGGUGUUGACAAACGAGGGGAAACCAACUAGUAAAAAAACUUGUACAUAACACAAGGGGUGUACAGAUAAUAAAUAGUUCGCGCAGUACAAUAUAGGUGGAACUAGUGCAUCACGAAAAAUUAUUUUUAAAAGAAUUUACUCAUACUGUCAUGUCUGUUAGUCUGUGACUAUACAGGGUGCGCCAUCUGAAUAUGUCCUAAUAAACGUUGAAUUACUCCGCCAUUUUCAACCGAUUUGACAGAUAAACACAAUUCUGACAAGUUCAAAGUAAGUUCCCAGGACGCGAUGUCUAAAAGAAGAAAGGUGAUUGGGGGUGGCCUCUUUGUUCUCCGGAUUUUGACGGCACCAGACAUUCUGUGUGGUUAACUGGUUACAUAAAAAAAAAAUAAUACAGGGUUGUGUACAAGGCACAAAUCGCUUAGGUUUAUAAGAAAUAAAAUUGAUACGGUUCAUUUAAACUAUAAACUUUGUUGUAUCACAAAUAAGAUCAUAGAUGAAAUGAAUUCAAGCAGAAUCGUAUCAACAUAGAUAUUGCCAAUGAAAUAAACUCUACUUU
Molecule: messenger RNA, 4107 nt
Organism: Malaya genurostris
Lineage: Eukaryota; Metazoa; Arthropoda; Insecta; Diptera; Culicidae
Gene: Epp
Product: ecdysteroid-phosphate phosphatase
Exons: 8
Coding region: 247-2370 (707 amino acids)
Molecular function (GO): protein binding
Source: RefSeq, a predicted model, not a curated record